Molecule: messenger RNA, 716 nt
Organism: Xylona heveae TC161
Lineage: Eukaryota; Fungi; Ascomycota; Xylonomycetes; Xylonales; Xylonaceae
Exons: 1
Coding region: 1-534 (177 amino acids)
Source: RefSeq, a predicted model, not a curated record
AUGGUCCUCCCAGAAUUGCCCGUGCUCACUGAUCAGCCGGAGCAUCAUCAAAACUAUUGUGCUUCCUUGUCAAACAGACUAUUGGAUACCUUGUCAGCUAUUCUGCCUCAUUCUCCAGAAGGUGUUUUUUCUAUUGGUAGCGGGACCGGGCUAUUAGAGGCCUUACUAACGCAGCAUGACAACACAAUUGACGUGCUGGGAGUUGAGGUUACCGAAGAUGUCAAUGUCUAUCUUCCAAAAGAAAAGCUUCGUACCGUUGCCGGCACCUGGGAUACCAUUCUGGAUGCUAUUUUAGCAGACGCCUGGUUGUUUGUCUAUCCGCGAGAGCCUACCUUGAUGGAGAAAUAUCUGGACCAGUGCGGUGGAGGGACCGUGCAGGUUAUUGUCUGGCUAGGACCAGGAAAUGACUGGGAUGACUACCGCCCGCUAUUGCAAAGAUUCGCCAGCAAGGGCAAGCUGGAGAUUAUCGACGAUUGCGGCCUUGCUCCGUACGAGCUGUUGGCCGUUGCAAAACGAAGCAUUGGACAAAGCUAAUGUCCAGAAGCCAACUAGACUGUCACAACGUGCUGAUAUGUCUCGUCGAAAUUUUUGGCCGCAAUUGGUCUUGCCGAGAUUCAAUUUCCCAAGAAGGAUUCACUGAGCUUUAGGGUUCCAUCUGACUGCUCUUAUUGACCCCUAAAAAUGGGCUGAAUGUAUCCAGGGUUUCUAUCGUGGGC